Molecule: messenger RNA, 549 nt
Organism: Ostertagia ostertagi
Lineage: Eukaryota; Metazoa; Nematoda; Chromadorea; Rhabditida; Trichostrongylidae
Source: the annotation of a GenBank genome assembly
CACGGACCACAUGGAAAUCCUGGUCUAAGAGGUGCAAAUGGAGUUCAAGUUAGUGUUCUGCGUGAAAAUAGAAAUGAAUGCUUCCCCUGUCCCCAAGGACCAAGAGGACCACCUGGGCCCGAUGGACCUAUAGGAAUGGCAGGAAGAAAUGGUGCACCAGGGCAGCGUGGUCCUCGUGGAGAUGAGGGAACACCGGGUACUCCAGGAAUGCCCGGUGUACCUGGCAGACACGGAGACGUCGGCUAUCGUGGGGUAGGCAAGCCCGGCCCACCCGGCAUCCCUGGAGUUCGGGGAGAAUUCGGAAUGCAGGGACUUGCAGGAAUUAAUGGAGCUAUGGGUAGACCUGGAGACAUGGGCGAUCCUGGUCGCGAAGGAAUGCCAGGAGUACCGGGUGUGGACGGGUCACCAGGUUUACCUGGUGGGCCAGGUCCCGUCGGUUCGGAUGCACUCUAUUGUCCUUGCCCAGUUAGAGAUCAAGUCGUCGUCAAUGCUGCACAAAGAGAUGAGGAAGCCUACGAAAGAGUUCUACGCCGACGAAAGGCAUCUGGU